This is a messenger RNA of Hyaloperonospora brassicae, 2769 nucleotides long. NCBI's taxonomy places the organism in Eukaryota, Oomycota, Peronosporomycetes, Peronosporales, Peronosporaceae. The record is from the annotation of a GenBank genome assembly.
AUGGCCGACUCGAGCCUCCCGCAGUUGCUGGCGUCCGCCGCGUCGUCGUCGUCCACCUUCGACGCCUUCGCGUGGCUCGAAGCGGCGCUCGCCCCGCCGUCGUCCACCAGUCUGUCUCGCUCCCUCGCGCCGCAACUCGCGCUCCGCUCGCAGGCGCUGGCGCACACGCUGCAGACGGCGCUGCAGCACGUGACGCACUCGGUCCCGGCCCUGCAGACGCGUCUCGAGGCGCUCGAAACGACCGCUGCGCCGCUCGCCGCGCGUCUCACUGCCGCGCAACACGUCUGCGACACGUCGCUGUCGUCCACUCGACACUCUGACGCGCGCCGUCUGCUCGUGACGCUACACGAGACAAAGCGGCGACUCGAGAGCUGUUCGCGCGCGCUCGUGGAGGCGGCGCAAUGGACGCGCUCUGUCCGCGACUGCUUUGCGGUGCUGGAGGACCCGACGCUGUUGUCGCUUGAGGGCGAUGGCGAGUCAACGGCCGACGCAGAGACGUUGGGCGAUCGCGUGCGGCAGCUGCGCGCGAGUCUGGACGUGCUCCAGGACCUGCCCGGCGUGCGAGAGCGGCAGAAGACAAUGGAGCGGCUAGCGGCGCAGAUUGAGGCGGCAGUGCUGCCGAGAGUGGCCUCGAAGCUUCGACAGGACGAGGCGGGCGACGUCACGCGUCUCCGCUGGUGCCUCGAGGCGCUCGGCAGUAUCGAUCGAGCGCAUGUGAUGAAAGAGGAGUUCUGUCUCGCGCGGCCGGCGCGUGUGCACCGUACGUGGUACCAGUACGAGGAGCAGGCGAAGCAGAUUGCGGGGCUGGACGUGGCAGACGACGGCAACAACAACCGACACGUCGACUUUGCCCGUUGGCUCGACGGUUUUUAUGAACACGUGCUGCAGAUGCUGCAACGGGAGAGUCGCAACGCUCGCGACCUUUUCGGUGGUGACGAGCUGGUGAUCCGUGUGCUGCUCACGCUGCUUCGCAACACUUUGGAGCCGCUCACUGCAUCGUUUCGAGAUCGUCUGGGGCAGACUGAACCGGCAAGCUCCGAGUCGUUUUGUCUCGACCGACUCGUGCGCUGCUUCCAUACGACGCGACGAUUUGCUGGUCAAUUCGUGCAACUCGUGCGGUCUUUGGAAAACGAACUUGGCGUGAAGUUGACGGACGGCGACAGCACAGCUGUAGAUGCAGAAGGUGGUAUCCUGCGCGUCGUUUUCGAGCCGUAUCAACUGUAUUUUACGGAAUACACGCGCUUCUCGAGCGACUUUCUUACCGACGCGCUGAUGCGUCUUGUGCCUCCGUUCAACACGACAAGCAAUGAAGUGCUGGGUAGCGACGAAGAUCGAGACGCCACUGCUGCUACGUCAUUCGAAGACUUUUCGCAACGCCUUGAGGAAGCAUCUGAAGCAGUUUGGACGAUUGUGGAUCGCAGUGUUCAGCAAUGCUACGAGUUUACGGGUGGCGUGGCGUUCCCGGAAGCUGUGGAAGCCAUAGGUACGGCAGUGCAGCAGUUUACAUUGGCCCUGGGCGCGAAAAUGCCGGCGAUCCGCAAUUACUACAAGGUUGAACCUGUUUUUCAGGUAGAUGAGAGCAAAGAGCGACUGGCUGCUUCACCCGAUUGGAGUCAGUUUCACGCAUCGUUGGCCCUUCUGAAGGCCUGUGGCACCCUAGAAACCCAACUGUGUGCGAUGGACGGUCGGCUACGCGUUCGCAUGCGCGAGCAACUUGCCCAACUUUCUAGCGAGCAUGUAGAUGCUUUGUCGCCGCGUAGCACUUGCGGCAAUGUUUGCAAUGCUUCAAGUAUCGCGCUAGCGGAGCUCUUGUACCCGACAAAGCUUGUACUCGCAGUGUCCACGAUGUGGCUUCGUGACGAAGACCCGACGCGACAAUCUCAAUUUCAUCAGUUCGUUGCCGAUAUGGUGAGCCAUCCAACAUGGUCUGGUUCUACUGCCGCUUGCUAUCCGACUGCAACGGUACUCGAUGAAGCCCAGCGUGCCAUGCGUUCAUGGACGAAGGAGGCGCAGCUUCUCACGUACGACACUAUAUUCCUGCCCAUCGCGCGUGUACUGGACACGAUCCCUACGAACGAGAGUUGGAACAAGGCACCGAACUCGGCUCAGGAUGAGCUAGAAUUCCCGACCUUUAGCAUGCUCCCGCAAGACUAUAUCACGACCGUCGCGGACCUCUUGCUGUCACUCCUUCCGCAAUUGGAGCCGUUUGCUGGCAGCAACAGUCUCGAGAACGCGUUUGUAGCCUCACGUGGCGCACAAGAGGUGUGCGUUCAGGGCGAGUGGGAUCGCCUGGGUCAAGUUUUGCACCUAGCUCCCCCUGAACUGUUGAAUUGCCAGCAAAUCUUUGGCUCGGGGGGCACGACCGCUGCUUCCGACCCCGUGCCAACGGCGGCAAAGUUUGUGGAUUUGUGGUCGGCAACAGUGGCCAGCAGCACACUAGCAGCAUUGCUGCGUACGGUGUGCUCCAUCCCAUGUUUGUCGGAGAUAGGUGCGAAGCAAUUGGCUGCCGAUUUGGGCUACUUCUACAACGUGUUGAGCGCCGUGGGUGGGGAGGACAACUUCAUUGUUGACGACCUUCGUCGUGCACUCGAGAUGGAUCUACAGACCCACAUCCAUCACGUCACAGAGCUACGAGCUGAUCAUGACGGUCUCGAGAAACGGGCUCUGGUCAAGCUGAACGACUGCAUAAUCGCCAUGCGCCAGCGUGCGCUAGCACCGCCUCGCGGGCCGUCCGCUGGCUCGACAUCGACACCUUCUCGAGUUUACUAG